GUUAUCAGUCUUACGGAAGGUACGGUCCGGCUUGGAAGGAUAUUUUCUUGUAAAGUGGUAGUGCUGUGAUUAAUUUUGGAAAACUUCUUUUAAUAAAAAAAAUGCUUAGUAUUUUUCUUAAAUUUGUUUAAAUUUGUAUAUAAUUGUUACCUAAUUCAUGUUUUUUUUCUAACUAAAAGACUAAAGCUGUGAUUGCAAUUCAUAUAUAUAUUUUUAAUACUUAAAUUACAUUAAUUACGCAGAAUAAUCGACAUUCAAAUAAAUAAUAAAAUAUCUGAGCUAAUUUAAUCUCGAACCUCUCUCUCUCGAACGACUCGAUCGAACUACUAACAGUUUUCGAAAACGUUUUAUUAAGUGUUCAAAAGAGUGCGAGUGUCAAUAUGAAGUGGCGGAACCGUCAGACCCUGGUGUCUGGAGAUACUUCGGAGGAAGAGAUAGGUCACAGUUACCUGAGUACGCUGAUGUAUGGUCGCUAUCAACGCGACCUUAGUGAAGCAGCCAGAGAAGAAGCAAGAAGACUGAGAAGAUUACGAAAGAAGAGAAGAAAAGACGAUAAACUUCGACAGAAGGAAUUAGAAGCUAGUGGAAAACAUCGACCGAGGGGGAAGUUCUUUAAAGUACUUGGUUACAUCUGGGGGCACACCUUCGCCAGACUCGGGGAAGACUGGGUGUUCCUGACAUUCCUCAGCAUCAUCAUGGCAUGUUUGAACUUCGCGAUCGACCAGGGUAUAGCGGUGUGCAAUAACGCUCGUAUGUGGAUGUACAAUGACGUGGCGACAACUACCUUCAGUAAAUACGUGGCGUGGGUGUCGCUGCCCGUGUGUCUGGUACUCUUUGCUGCCGGUUUCGUCCAUGUUGUGGCGGCACAAAGUAUCGGGUCCGGUAUUCCAGAAAUGAAGACGAUUCUUCGCGGUGUACACCUGAAGGAGUAUUUAACAUUUCGAGCGCUGGUCUCAAAAGUGGUUGGGCUGACUGCCACUUUGGGAUCUGGCCUUCCACUUGGAAAAGAGGGCCCCUCCGUCCAUAUAGCAUCAAUGGUAGCAACUCUCCUUUCCCGCCUAGUGACGUCAUUCCAAGGCAUCUACGAGAACGAAUCCCGCACCUCCGAGAUGCUGGCCGCAGCUUGUGCGGUUGGUGUCGCCUCGUGCUUCGCUGCUCCGGUUGGAGGUGUACUAUUCUCUAUUGAAGUAACAACGACGUAUUUCGCUGUACGGAACUAUUGGCGAGGUUUCUUUGCGGCCUGCGUUUGUGCUAUAAUGUUCAGAUUACUGUCAGUCUGGUCUGGCGCGACGCCUACAGUCAAGCCUCUAUUUCCGACCUCGCUCCCUCAGGACUUCCCCUUCGACCCUCAGGAGUUUGCUGUUUUCGUUCUCUUGGGAAUUGUAUGCGGUCUCAUGGCUGCGCUGUGGGUGUGGCUUCACAGACAGUAUGUUCUCUUCAUGAGGAACACCAAAUGCCUUAGCGCAUUCCUACAAAAGAAUCGUUUCAUCUACCCAGGCAUCAUGACAUUGGUUAUUAUGUCAAUAUUUUUCCCGCCGGGAAUCGGGAAAUACAUGGCUGGAGGAUUGGGCAACCAACCGCAGGUGCUGUCAUUAUUCUCCAACUUCACGUGGUCUGACGAGCUGACUGCAGAGCAGGCGGUGAUAGUGGCGAACUGGCAGACCCCCGAGGUGGAUCACUUCGGAUGCCUGAUUAUAUACUUCUUCUCUAUUUAUUUUUUGAGUAUGAUUGCGUGCACGCUGCCAGUGCCCGCAGGCAUCUUCGUGCCCGCGUUCAAAAUGGGCGCUUCCCUCGGCCGGUUCACGGGCGAAGUAAUGCAUUACUUCUGUCCGCUGGGUGUUGCGUACGGCGGUCAUAUACAGAAAAUAUUACCAGGAGGGUAUGCGACAGUAGGUGCUGCCGCUUUCACGGGCGCCGUCACUCACACGGUCUCAACUAUUGUUAUCGUCAUCGAGAUGACAGGACAGGUCACUCACUUGCUACCAAUAAUGGCGGCGGUGCUAGCAGCCAAUGCGGUCGCGGCAUUGUUGCAGCCAUCUUGUUUCGACAGCAUUAUCCUGAUCAAGAAACUGCCCUAUCUUCCCGACCUCUUAUCUUCAGCCAGCCGUAUGUACGAUAUUUGUGUGGAGGACUUUAUGGUGCGUGAAGUGAAGUACAUCUGGAACAGAAUGACGUACCAGCAGCUCAAAGACAUUUUGAAGGAGAAUAAGGCUAUCAAAAGCUUCCCGCUUGUAGACAGACCAGCAUCCAUGGUUCUCCUGGGCUCAAUCCAUAGAUGGGAACUGGUUAAGGUGAUCGAGCAGCAGGUGGGGAGGUCGCGAAGACUGCAGGUGGCAGCGCAGUGGCAGAAGGAGGCGGAGAGACGCAGAGAUGAGGAGAGAAAGAGAGUUCGGAGGCCGUCUAGGUUUGAGGUCACUCGAGCCCCUGACAUGCUACAAGUACCUGGUUCCGGUAUGGCAAGAGGAACUUCGCUCACAUCCACCGAUCAGUCGGGACUUAUACCUGCGCCUGGUCAACUAUUUCGGCCCAAGUCAAUAUUGAAGAAAACCAACUCGUUCACUCUGACGCGGGGUCUGUCGUCUCCAGGCACUCCGCAGAUGACACAGCCCCACCCCUUGGUAUAUACCACCGUCACUGGAGCAGAGAGCAGGAUCCGGGCAGCUUUCGAAGCAAUAUUCAAGAGGUCUACACUACUUCCAGAUGUUGAAGGUGGCUUAUCAGACGGCAUGGGAACUCUACCUCGGAGUCCCUCCAUCAAUAAGAAAGUUCAACUGCCUCGUGAACGUGUCUGCGAUAUGUCCCCUGAAGAUCAGAAGGCAUGGGAACAACUAGAGAUGGCAAAGGAGAUUGAUUUUGACAAGAUGCUGCAGAUUGCAAGGCGGCGGGAUAUGCAUCCAGACGAUUUCGAUGAUGAUGACGACACUUUAUACAUCUGUCACAUUGAUCCGGCGCCGUUCCAACUUGUUGAGAGAACGUCAUUACUUAAGGUUCAUUCGCUAUUCUCAACGCUUGGUGUGAGCAGGGCUUACGUGACGGCGAUCGGACGGCUAAUUGGUGUAGUUGCGCUCAAAGAGCUCCGUAAAGCGAUAGAAGAUGUGAACUCUGGUGUUCUGACAGCUGCAACCAGGCCUUCGCCCCCGGUGACACCUCCCAUCAUGAUUCGUGUCAAUUGUUCCGAACCAGCGCCACCUAGCGACAGUGAUACCGCAAAACUAACGACGCCGGCCAAGUAGAGAUGGUCCUUCGAGCUGGACUUAGGAAACAAUGGUUGUGUGGACUUGAGUGAUAAAACUCAAAAUUAGUCGCAAAUGUGAAAAUUUCCUUCAGUAUUUUUGAUAGUCAUUGUUUUAUAAAUGGUGCUUCCAUUAUAUUAGGAAAAUAUUAUUUAUAAGUGCAGUUAUUGUGACGAUUUGUAUAAGUUUAUUUUAGUAUUAAUUUGUAUUGAAUACUAUUACGUUCGUCUCGAGAAUAUUCGCAAUAAUUGUUAAGAAUUUGUUUAACUUAUCUGAGUUUUGCUAUACAGAUUUAUUGUAUAAGAGUUUUGUCUGAUUAAAUGCUUAUUAUUAAAAAAUCUUGACAGAAGCAUAUUAAGAGUAUCCAAUAUAACUAAAAUAACUUGGAAUGGAUAUGAUAUUUAUACCUUAUAUACAUAUAUGUCGUUGAUGAAGAAAUUUGUGAUUAUGUUAUUUAUUUUCAAUUUAGACUGUAAGUCUCAGGAGAGGUGAUAUGAUCAGUGUCGUAUCGCAGUAUGCUACGCCUGAGGUGUUGUGUGGCGUAAAGACUUUAAUCAUAUUGUUAGUUUUAUGGACAAUGAUACCAUAUGCAUUUUAGCGGUACUAUGCAAAGUAAAUAUUUACUAACAAAUGACGUGUGAAUAAAAUUUACACUAUUCAAGUUAACUUGACGCACUUUUUCCAUUAUUAAGUUAUUACAUUAAUCGCCUCAAUCGACUACAGAAUUACUAACUAACAGGGAUUGAGGGUAAGAAUCUUUAAUUAAUAAACUCCGAAGGGACAAAGAAACACAAGUUACUCGUGAAAUUGAUGACUGAUUACAAAUACAAGAAUUUCUUGUAUGGAUGUCAGGCUUUAUGCUAAAGUGCCUUUAUGAAACAUUCUCGAAACGAACGGUUAGUUAGCAUAAAAUAUGACUUCGUAUUGUUAUUUAAGAAAGGAAAGAUAUACUGUGAGUAUCAAAGUUUAAUUAUGUUAAAUCGAUUUGCAUACAAGAUGUACGCAAAUCGAUUUAAUUUUAACUUUACUAACAAUUAUAUUCCAUAUUGUUGCAUCUAUGGCCUGGUAAAAUUGUUUAUGACUCUAAUAUAAUGGCCUUGUUAUAUAUUUUAUACUAGCCAAGGGCGCCCCAAGGUUAGGGGGGGCGUCUGUCACUCCCCCAAAUAAUCCAGGAAUUGUCAUUAACUAUGAAGUUAUAUUACAUAGGUAGCCUAUUAAUAACUAAAAACAAAAUUGAUUCUAUUGGUAGGUGAAUUUAAUAAGAUUGUAUUAUGAAUGGUUGAAUCUAGAUUCGCAUUUAUCUUUGGUAUAUUCUUGGUUGGUCUACGCCUGCGAUAUUUGUUUCGUUUUAAAGGGCGCUGUUGCUAGUGAGAAUAUAUUUUAUGUCGUAAAACGCAUUCGGGGUGUUACCUAGAAAUUUGUGUUUUCAACAAUUACAAUCAAUUUACAUUUUAUAUCUCAAACGUAUCCGCAGUGCUAUCUAGAAUUUUGCGUUUUCAAGAAUUUUAUCAACUUACAUUUUAUGACUCAAACGCAUCCUCGGUGUUAAGUAUUUAGUAUAGUAUAGUUUGUGUUUUCAAGAAUUCCAAAUAGCCAAAGUCUUGCUCGCCUCUGUCAAGUCUUAAAGAGGGUAGCUCUAAAUAUCUAUAUUAUGGCCUGCAACCAUAUUAUUGUCGCUAACAAAUUUACCAGGUUGAUCAUACAAUUUUAAAUUGCUUUAAAGUAUUAUUUUAUUUGUUUUUAAAACCCAUGUAUACUCGACUCAAACCCCUGUAUUAUGGGUUCAGAAAUGUGGUGACAAUAUCUAUCAUUUUUAAGCAUUUUUAGGGCGUUCAAAAUAUGACUUUAUAUUGUUAUAUUUUUGCUGUUUUUGAGUAUUAUAAUUUAUUUAAAUUAAGAAGCUACAGUUUUUAGUCAUAUUUUGUAGCAUUUUUAUUAAGAUGUAUUUUUGCGUUCAUAUAAGUACACUGCUAUGUUUCUUCAUAGUUGGUCUGUUUGAUAAGUUAAAUAUUUACCCCCUUAUUCAUUUAUAAUGGUCCGCUAACUUUAAACAGGACAACCUCUUAGGAGUGUUUUUUCUCAUUCUGACUUAGGUCAAUAGAAGAAGACAGAGUGAGAAUUAGCAAUGCUUUAAGUUUGUAGACUAUUAUGAAUAAGGGGGUUAGAGAACUAACCCCUUAGAAAAGCUAAGAUCAUUUAUACGUGUAGAUAGACUGUGAGAGCUGUGAAAACGUCGAAUAAUAUUGGACAUAGUUCCUGUAAAACGUUCCAAGCCACAAACAUAACAUUUUAAGGAAUUCGUGUUUAAAGUUUUAUAAAUAUUAGUGUAUUCCAUACAUACAUGUGGGUUGGGGUUAUUUAAAGAGUGACAGUGGGGCUGCUAUUUUUUGUCAGUCCGCUAAUAUGAAUCAAGUGUCCAGUUUUGUUUUCUUAACUCAAUUUCGACAUGAUUGUGGUUUGGAACGUUUUUCUGGAAUUAAGUCCAAUUGAGGUUGACAGUAACUCUAUCUUGAGCAAUUCACGCACACUAACACAAAGUGUCCUACAUUUCUCGAGUGUAUGACGUAGCUUGUCACGCACUUAAACUCAUAAGCCUAUUUUCAUUGGUGGUCUAGCAGUUAGAGGCUCUAUCUAGACGUAUUAUUUAUCAUAGGUUCUAAGAUAUAUACAAGGAAUCUUCCCUAUAACGCGGAUCAACGGAACGACGCGUAUAACGAGUGUAACUUUCCUGUAUACCGCUUUAUUACGACCUGGUAAGUCGUAAUACUAAUAAUAAUAAUUAAUCACAAUUUGUGACAAGUAUUUCCAAUUGUUUGCCUAAUUUUACUAUUUAUUAAGGUUUGAAUACACAAAUUAAUGAAAUAAUUAAAUUUUGUAAUAACACAAUUGACACACGUGCGAAGGUAUGAGAAGCUAAUAAUGAACUGUAGAAGUCAUUAUAACUUUCACAGUACAGAAAUAUGUAUGUGGGAAAUCCCUGCGGUAUAUAGACUAGUGCCCGUGUUAUACGUAGCCUUGAGAGCGUUAUAAGUUAUAACGCUACCGCGUUAUAGGGGGCAUUGAUGUAAAUCUAUAUCACAAUUUUGAAUCAGUUAAGAGCGAUGUAAUUGGGAUGCAUCGAGUGAUUAUCAACACAUCGAAUAUAUGUUGAUAUGAUUAUAUAUUAAGUAAUCAUAGGCGACAUGAAAAAAAAUUCAGAAUAUGAUAUAAGUAUAUAAGUUGAAAUUUAUCAAGGCUUGUGACUGUUUUAAUCAUUCCAAACAAUUUUGAUUAGUUUAUAAGAUAGAUAGUCAAUUUUAUAUAGCUGAAAUUAUAAAAAUCGUGCAUUGACUUGAAGAUGAAAGUAUGAUUUUGGUGGGAUUAUUUCAUUAUUCCACUUAUCUUCAAGUAUACUUCUACCCUUGAACAUUAAAGUAAGUGCUUGCUAUAAGGGAGCUUUUGUUAAAAUCUUGUUUUCAAUUUUGGAUUUUUUGGAUAGUCUGCAACUAGCCUUAAAUGGUGUUGUAACAAAAAAAAAACAUUACUUAAACACGUGUUUUGCUAAACAGUGUCUUAUCUUAUGGAGUUUAUCUUUUUCCAUUACUAACAACAAACAGUGUUUAGCUUGUGUUUAACUAAAACGUCGUUAAACAAAACAUAAUCGGAAGUGUACACCAACAAUUAAAGAAACGGAACGUUCACAAUAUACUAUUUACAGAUAGAGAUAAAUUACUACCUUCUCUUGUAAGUAAGUAAUUAACUGUCAAUAAUCUGAAGCUGUCCCAAUAUACCCAAUAAGUUACUCUUAUCGCCUUAUAUUGGGACGCGUGAAUAUCAAUUUCCAUACAAACUUCUAUCGCUGGUAAGCUGCACGUCGUUCCAUUGACAGACAGCGUGUGCAGAUAAGGUGAGUUACCGUCGCUAAGUUUAUUUGGGGCAGAAAAGUCAACGAUAGUUACGAUAGAUAGAUAGACUAAAUAUUGGGAACGGCCGUUAAUCUUCCUUAAGAAUAUGAUCUAUCAAUAUAAGCGAUGUCCAAAGAUUAUUGAACACUAAACAGCAGAAAGACACAUUGUAAUAGAUCUUUUUUAAACAAGUGUUCAACACAUGUUUAACUUUUUUGUAAUAAAAUAAAAAUAGUUUUCUAAAUUGAAUACGUAAUAAAUCUUUAAUGACAUAGAAGCAGAUACAUAUCGUUAUUUAGUUAAAAAUAUAUUAUUAUUUAUGUUUGAUUGUUGUUAAUAAUAAAUAAAAAACUGUUGUUGAUUGAACCGUGGAGGGAAAAAUUUUGAGGUUAUAAAAUGUUCGCGAAACACUUAGCUAAAUUAAUUCGAUAGCAGCGCCAUUAUUAUUUAUAAUAAGCGCUACUCAUGAAAGAGGGUGUAAAUACUACGUAAUAAGAGGCGAGACUGCCUGAGUAAAAAUUGAAAUUGAGUUUAGUAUGAAACGUGCAGUCAUUUGACAUAAGUUUCAAAUAGUAUUUAAUACAGUAUGGUGAUUGGCGACGAAGUAUAAUCCGGCUAAGUUUGAAAGCGAAAAGUUGCUUAAAACGUAGUGGAUUUCGGCUGUCUCCGUUUUUUAUAAGAUUGUAGCCGUCAUCAGUCAUUAUAUCAAUGACUGCACGUUUCAUAUAAUCGAGUGAAUCGCUUUUUUCUUAGAGAGAGACUGCUACCAAUGUUUAUUUACCAAAUGUGUGUUGGUAAAAUUUCAAAAUGACCAAUGAUCACAGAAGUGUGUGGGCUUUUACCAUAAGAGUUGGUAUACCUUUGGUUUUACCAUAGCUCGAGCUUUUACAGUACCAUUUAUUGUAAAAUCGAUGCCAUUUUAUCUAGUUAUUGCUGGAUUGUCCUAAAUUUAUUUUUAGUUUUAUUUAUAUGUACUUCGUGAUGCGAAGUUUUAAACCACCUUUAAAAGGUUAAUAUGCUUUUUAUAUAGAUAAUUGAAAUAUAAAAGCGAAGUGUGAUGUGUGGUCUUAGAUUAUGGAUUGGUCUCCGUUAGGCUCCAACUAGAUACCGCAGGCGUAGUCGUAAAGUGCGGCAAUUUUUACUACGCCCAAAUGGGCGUACUCGAGCCAGUGUCAAAGUAAAAUAACACAAAUCGUAUUUUACAAAAUUUGAUAGAUGCCAUUGAGUGUCAAGAUACCACGCACACAAGCAUCUAAUAGUGGCCGCAAUAAAAAAGCUAUUGUUCUUAGGUAUUACGGUAUCUAGCAAUCCUUAAUCUUAGUCUGUGGUGUUAUAAUAAUAAUAAUUAUUAUUUUUAUUUCAAGCACAGAGAUCCAUACAAAAUAGAAGAUAUGUUAUUAAAAUAACUUAGAUUGAUGUUAGUGUACACUUACUGUGUUAUUUAUAAACGCGAAGUAAAGUUACUCCAGAUUUUAAAUGUUUUUCUUUAUCUUACCUUUUUCACUACAGAAUUACAUGAGAGGGAGAAGUUAAUUUAAAUUUCGCGUAACUUUACAUUUAUUAAUAAGACAGUUAAAUAUAACUAUUAUUAAUACGCCGACCCCAAUAGCCCAGUGGUUAGUGACCCUGCCUACCGAACGAGACGUCCCGGGUUCGAUUCCCGGUAGGUACAAACAUUUAUAUGAUGAAUAUGAAUAUUUGUUUCCGAGUCAUAGAUUUAUUUGUAUUUAUGUAUGUUUAAGUAAGUAUAUUGUAUUAAAUAUAUCGUUGUCUUGUACUCGUAGUACAGGCUAUGCCUAGUUUGGAGCAAGAUACUUUGUGUAAGAGUGUGAAUAUUAUUAUUAUUAUUCGAAAGGUUAUUAUGGCAGGGCAUGGUGUUAUUGUGUAUAUAUUUAUGAUGUUGCAAUACAGUGAUGAACAAUUUGUUAUUUUUUACAGUCAUAACCCUCACUUCUGGGAUUAAUUACACAAAUCAAAUUUGAAAACCAAAUUUAUAAACCUCCUAAACUUAUCAACUGUAAAGUAGAUCCUGUAGAUAAAUCCACAAUCGAGAAUUGAACAAGAUAUACAAGAUUUAUCAACGAUACGUCACUCGAACGGUUAUCUCAGUGGAAAGAGCGCUGACUUCGCUGGUUCGAGUUCUGCAUCGUUCCAAAAAUUUUUUUUUCAAAUUAAAUUUGUGUAUACAAUGAUGAUACUAAUAUUUUAAUAUCAAUGACAUUUAUAUUUUUUAAUUUUGUGUUUAAAAUCCCAAAUAUGUUAUACAAUAUGGUUCGUUUGUGUCAUACAAACGAACCAUUUUGUUAUGAAUUAUGUUACCACAAAAUAUAUCUGUUGAAAUUAAUUUUAAUUUAAAAUUAUGAUGUUGAAUUCGCACUUCGCUUAUAUUUCUUUUGUCGAUGUCUUGUAUUAAGAUUUGUUGAAUUUUCUGUAUUCCAUCUUUGAUGCAUUUCGACGGUGAUCUGUUGCUUUAAGAUAAAUGAUGUUAUGUGCGUUA
Molecule: messenger RNA, 9614 nt
Organism: Leptidea sinapis
Lineage: Eukaryota; Metazoa; Arthropoda; Insecta; Lepidoptera; Pieridae
Gene: ClC-a
Product: chloride channel protein 2
Exons: 24
Coding region: 381-3233 (950 amino acids)
Biological process (GO): transmembrane transport; chloride transport
Cellular component (GO): membrane
Molecular function (GO): voltage-gated chloride channel activity
Source: RefSeq, a predicted model, not a curated record